Messenger RNA from Alternaria metachromatica, 498 nucleotides. RefSeq lists its product as uncharacterized. The coding region runs from base 1 to 498 and encodes 165 amino acids. The transcript has 4 exons. The record is from RefSeq and is a predicted model, not a curated record. Lineage: Eukaryota; Fungi; Ascomycota; Dothideomycetes; Pleosporales; Pleosporaceae.
AUGAGUGGCCCGGGAGAAAACCGCUGGCGGCGGCAGGGUCAAGCCAACCGCAACUCCAACUCGGGCGCAAACACCCCCACCAAGGACAAUGCAGGCCGGCAGCAGGCUAUGCCAGCGCCCACGGGGAACGUAUGGGGAGCCAAGCAGGGGAAAGGACCAGGCCCCGCGGCUGCAUCAGCUCAAGCGCAGCCCGACCAGCACGUACCCGUGAAGGAGUUCAAUGCGAACGAGGUCAGGGACUUCCUCAAGAAGAAAUACCUUGAGAGCACAGCCAGUAUGAACCUCUCCAUCACCCGCGCGCAUGUCCAGAGGACUAACAUGCAUUCAGACCAACCCUCGGUAUACCACAAGGUCCCCGGCGACUCCGUUCCGACCCGAAGCACUGGCGCAUGGGGCAAAGGAGGCACCAUGACACACCUUAUGCCGACCGGCCAGGACUUCUUCACGCAGCUGAAGAAGCAGAUCGCCAGUCUCGAGCAGACCAAACCCGCGCAAUAA